This is a messenger RNA of Carlito syrichta (Philippine tarsier), 2256 nucleotides long. It is a transcript of the gene TSPEAR, whose product is annotated as thrombospondin type laminin G domain and EAR repeats. Gene Ontology annotation, biological process: signal transduction. The record is from RefSeq and is a predicted model, not a curated record. The coding region runs from base 62 to 2074 and encodes 670 amino acids. The transcript has 12 exons. Lineage: Eukaryota; Metazoa; Chordata; Mammalia; Primates; Tarsiidae.
GCAGCUGCCACCCUGCAGGCUGAGUGGAGCCCCUGCAUGGAGCUUGGGACUCAAGCCCCUCAUGUCUGCCCUGCUGAUGCUGUGUGUUGUCCUCCUGUCCCUGGUGACCCCCGGCCAAGCCACCCAGCCUUGGGAGCCCUGCACAGAACUGCGUCCCUUGGACAUCCUGGCAGAGGUGGCCCCUUCCGAUGGUGCCACGAGCGGGAUCAGGAUGGUACAGACUGGUGGCGCGCGGGGGCUCCAGCUCUCUGCAGCGGCCCUCCAUGCCAUGAGCUUUCCUUCUUCAAGGAUUUUCUUUGGAUGUGACCUCUUCCCCGAAGAAUUUUCCAUUGUUGUAACCUUGAAAGUCCCCAACCUUCCACCCAAGAAGAACGAGUACCUGCUCACGGUGGUGGCAGAGGAGAGCGACUCGCUGCUGCUGGGCCUGCGGUACUCGCCCACCCAGCUACAUUUCCUGUUCCUCCACGAGGACGCAGCCGGCGCCUGGCAGACCCGCGUGUCCUUCCGCAAUCCUGCUUUGAUGGACAACCAGUGGCACACUCUGGUCCUGGCCGUGUCCACAGGCUUCUUUUCCCUCACUACGGACUGCGGGCUCCCAGUGGACAUAAUGGCUGAUGUGCCCUUUCCGGCCACCCUCUCGGUGGGAGGAGCUCGGUUCUUCAUUGGCAGCCGAAGAAGAAACAAAGGCCUAUUCACGGGCCUGGUAAGGCAGCUGGUCCUGCUCCCAGGUGCGGAUGCCACCCCCAGGCUAUGUCCCAACAAGAAUGCCCCGCUGGCUGUGCUGUCCAUCCCACGGAUCCUGCAGACUCUCACGGGGAAGCCAGAAGAUAACGAGGUGCUAACAUAUCCCUAUGAAACCAACAUGAGAGUGACUCUGGGACCCCAGCCACCGUGUACUAAGGUGGAGGAUGCGCAGUUCUGGUUUGAUGCCGGCCGGAAGGGGCUGUACCUGUGCGUGGGCAGCAAGUGGGUCUCUGUGUUGGCAGCCAAGGAAAGACUGGACUACGUGGAGGAGCAUCAGAACCUGUUCACCAACGCAGAGACCUUGGGCAUCGAGGUGUUCCGCAUCCCCCAGGUUGGGCUCUUUGUGGCAAUGGCCAAUCGCAAAACCACAUCCACCAUCUACAAGUGGACGGACGGAAAGUUCGUGUCGUAUCAGAACAUCCGCACACACCAGGCACAGGCCUGGAGACACUUCACCAUUGAGAAGAAGAUCUUCCUUGUUGUGGCCAAUUUUGAACCCAAUGAAAAGGGCCAGGAGUUCUCAGUCAUCUACAAGUGGAGCCACAGGAAGCUGAAGUUCACCCCAUACCAGAGGAUUGCUACCCACAGCGCCCGGGAUUGGGAGGCCUUCGUGGUGAAUGGGGAGCACUUCCUGGCGGUAGCCAACCACCGGGAAGGUGACAACCACAACAUCAACAGUGUCAUCUACAAGUGGAACCCAGUAACUCGCCUCUUUGAGGCCAACCAGACCAUUGCCACCUCGGGUGCCUAUGACUGGGAGUUCUUCACAGUGGGGCCCUAUUCGUUCCUGGCGGUGGCCAACACCUUCAACGGCACUUCCACAAAGGUGCCCUCCCACCUGUACAUCUGGCUCGUGGGCUCCUUCCAGCUCUUCCAGUCUUUCCCGACGUUCGGUGCAGCAGACUGGGAAGUCUUCCACAUUGGGGAGAGGAUCUUCCUGGCUGUCGCCAAUAGUCACAGCUACGACGUGGAGCUGCAGGUGCAGAACGACUCCUACGUCAUCAACUCAGUCAUCUACGAGCUGAAUGUGACCGCGCAGGCCUUCAUCAAGUUCCAGGACAUUCCCACCUGCAGUGCUCUGGACUGGGAAUUUUUCUCAGUGGGAGAAGAUUAUUUCCUGGUGGUUGCAAACUCCUUUGAUGGAAAUACCUUCUCAGUGAACAGUAUUAUUUACAGGUGGCAGGGCUACGAGGGCUUUGUGGCGGUGCACAGCCUCCCCACCAUUGGCUGCAGGGACUGGGAGGCCUUCAACACCACGGCCGGUGCCUACCUCAUCUACUCCAGUGCUAAGGAGCCCCUCUCCAGGGUCCUGCGGCUGAGGACACACUGAGGGAGAAUAGGCUGCCCAGGAGCAGGGUGACAAGCUGGGGCAGGCCCCCAGCACCUCCUGACCAAGCAGCCUUGGACAUCCUAGCAGGCCGGGCCUGGGGCAGCCCAGGCCUGGGCAGCAGGUGGGGUUCAGGUGGGGCCGUUUGCUGCUCUUGUUCAGAUGGGGAUGUCCACCCACCUCUG